Stereum hirsutum FP-91666 SS1 is the source of this 3189-nucleotide messenger RNA. RefSeq lists its product as uncharacterized. The coding region runs from base 1 to 2973 and encodes 990 amino acids. Gene Ontology annotation, molecular function: protein binding. The transcript is spliced from 19 exons. NCBI's taxonomy places the organism in Eukaryota, Fungi, Basidiomycota, Agaricomycetes, Russulales, Stereaceae. The record is from RefSeq and is a predicted model, not a curated record.
AUGCCAGUCACGACUCGUAGUCAAACAGGAAACUUGAAGUUGCCUGGGCCGCCGAGCAACAAGGCCGAUCCACCUCGUAAUGUCCAUGCAGCUACUACAUCGCAUGGUAUCCUAGACGACAAUUCCGAACUUUUGAACAAGCCAACCAAAGCCGCCAAUUCCUCGCUCGUGAAGCGAGCGAGAGGACUGUCUAGAAAAAAGCAAGGCCGACUCUCCAUACUUCCCUCAUUGAACAUCGACAUCCUCUACGAAAUCUUCAAGCAUCUGGACCCCGCGGAUUUGCUCUGUCUGGCUGGGCUAUCAAAGUCCUUCAGGCAAGUUCUCAUGUCGCACACUACGAGUUGGCUAUGGACAUUCGUGUGGGGAAACCUUGAUACCACGGUACCGCAAUUUCCCAAUGAUAUAUUUGUACCUGCUUGGACCCGUCUUAUCUUCGGAGAGUCUUCCUGCCACCGCUGUGGCACAAAGACCAACAAUAAGCCGGAUUUUACGCUUCGUCGACGGACAUGCAAGCCAUGUCUUACAGAGUGCCUCUAUCACAGUAACAACUACCAUGGGGUGGUACACUCCUAUGUUGUGCUUUGCUACUCUCUGGAUUGUCUGCCCGCAGCUCAGGUGAAACCAUCAGGGAGCCGAGCCGCUGCCCGUGAAUGGUACUGCUUAGAUGACAUCCGAGGCUUACGAAAUGAAGUAGGAGACCUCAUUACCACCAAGAUGCCCACGAAUGAACGGAAGAAGAUACUGAGAAAGGUGCACGAUUCGCGAAUGGAGGCUUUGAAGGCGAGAGAAGAGAACGCACGCCUCUGGCUCGAAUGGUACGAUGAUCUCCAAGCACAGAAGAUAGAAGCGAAGGAGUGCAGGAAAACCGCUCGGUCUGAAGAUAUCAAACGCCGAUGCCUUGCUUUGGGAUACGAUGAAGGAGAUUUUAUGGCUAUUGCUCUUCAUCGCGAGGUAUGCCAGGUGGAUAAGCCAAUGUCUGACCGAGUUACGACUAGGAGUCAAAAUGGUACGCCGCAGAGCGCUAAAGGGAAUGCGGGAAGCGCGGCCGACACUGGUGUGUCGUCGUCUGAGGAAGAAGUGGUAAGACGGGUUAAGAUAUCGAAGGUGAAAGGGAAAACGCGCCAGACGAAGGGCCUAUCCAGGAAGAAGCAAGGCCGCCUUAGCAGGCUCCCUACUCUGAAUCUCGAUGUCUUGUUCGAGAUUUUUGUACACCUCAAACCGGCUGAUCUGCUGCGACUCGCGUGGGUCUCAAAGUCGUUUCGACAAAUUCUUAUGACCCGGGACUCAGCUUGGCUUUGGAAAGAAGUGUGGAACAAUAUACCUGGCACACCUUUGUGUCCCGAGGAUAUGUCUGUGCCUGCCUGGACCAAUCUUCUUUUUGGAGGCGCAUACUGUCAUACUUGCGGUUCCAAACCAUCAAAGGUGAGCGGGUACGUCAUUAACGUACCCAUCGAUAGCGCGACUGAAGGGCCUCCGUUUAGCCUUCUCAAGCUAGAAGAUGCCGUGCUCAUCGCGCCUUUGCUCUCGUACGACCUGAUCAAGCGUCUUCCCAUGGCUUCUAUCAACCCGCGAGGAAGGCACGGCAUACUUCGGACCGAACACUGGCUUAAGAAGGACUUACUCGAUUUGAACGCCAAGUAUGGCUUCAUCCUAAAGAAUGCGGCUGAUGAGGAACUGAAUACGCAGUUGAAGGAACUGAAGUCAUCUACAACGGAGACUUCUCGAACGAUAAAUGAGUACGCUGAGAAGUGUAGACGAUGGCUCAGUGACCUCGAAGGUCAUCGGCAGGCAGAGCGAGCGCAUCGAGAAGCGGCAAGACGGGUAGGCAUCGAGAAACGAUGCCUUGCGCUCGAGUACAAGAUGUCCGAUGUAGAUGAAGUGGGCGAGCAUCGAGAAGUCCGGUGCGAAAAGCCAAUGUCAGAUAAAGUCUGGGUUCGAGUGUUCCCUAUCCUGAAACCCGAUCUAGAUCAGGCAAGAGACAAAAGACUGAUGCGCGAACGUAUGCAACGCAAACAGCUGCGGAUCAAGGCAAUCAUGGCUCAAUACGAAACCCAUUGCCUGGGUCUCCCUCCACUCAGCCUCGUAUUCUACCCAAAGAGACACGACUUUCUGAAAUUCAAGAGUGUUACACCCCUUGUCGACCACGACAUGGAAGUCACGGAGGAAUUCAAGGUUCGAGUAUCCGCCACGGUCUUUGACUCGCAACUGGAGAUCGAAGAAUGGGCUGCAUCCAGGAAAAGAAAAGUCCUUGCCAGCAUACCGGCAGUCGUCGACACUUCACGUUAUUCCACGUUUGACAUGCCACGAGAACUGGAUCUCGCGGUAUCGGUGUUUGAAGAGAAAAAACUCUCUCAAUUUGGAACGCCAGCGUCAUUGUUCGGUAGAGAGAUAUUCAGGGCUCUAUACCCUCCGAUCCCGAACAGCGACGAUCCCGUCUUCAGCUCUACUGGACGAAAGGUGGUACUGUCUAUGCUUGAUGAGCUUAGUUUUCCCCCAGAAACGACAACGACCGCCCAACUUAACCAGCUAGAUCCGCUAUUCGUCUGUCUGAACUGCCAUGGUGGAACCUCUUCCACGAAGGCGGGCAAAGUGGCAAGGAUAGCGAGAAACUGGCGAACCCAUCUGGAUCAUCAAAUUCACGUGAUAUCCGUUGGGGGUACAGCACACGCAGAGCGUCAAUGCCGAGUUCUAUCAGACGAAGAGGCGCAGACUGCAAGGUCCCAGCUCGACUUCCGGCGCGAGUCGCAGCUUCGUCGGCCAUGGGGCUGCUGCCAUUGCACGGUGCACUUUACGCAGUCUGAAAGCUCGAGAGAGGACCCCUUGUUGUCGGAGCUAUGGAUGACAAGGGAAGCUGUUGUCGAUCAUCUCAGACAAUCACAUAAUGUGGCCAGCCCAGUUGAGGACGUUGACCUCUACUACCAUCCGUAUUUCCGCUACUGUCCUCAAGGUGCCCAAAUUGUGAUGAAUGCUUGAGUACCUGCGAGGUUGACGCACUAAGAGUGCACUCUUGAACUCGCACCUUGCGUUCUACCACCAAUUCCUCACUUCUUAUUGUUUUCUUGUUCUGAUGAUUCAUGGUUCGUAGAGCUACCUCAGCCUACAACUUUAAGUAUUGUCGCCCUCUACGUAUACGGAUGCACUGUAUCGUGGUCCUGCAUUGCCUUCGGUAUGAUCUUUUCAAUAGUUCCG